GAUUGUGUUUGCGGUGGUGGGCAAGCUGGGCUGCAGCGGCGCCUGGGCGGUGGGCCUCACCUUCGCCGCGGAGCUCUUCCCCACCGCACUGCGCUCGGCGGCUCUCAGCGUGGCUAGCCAGUCGGGUGACCUAGGCGGGUUAGUGACCCCGCUGCUGCUCAUGCUGGCCAGCCUGAGAAGCCCGGGAGACAGCAGCGCUGGCAGCAGCGGUGGCGGAGGCAGCGGCAGCAGUGCUGGCGGCGACACGGGUGUGCUGGGUCGGCUGCUGCAGCGGCUGCCAUUCGCGGUGAUGGGCCUGAUGUCGCUGGCCGCCAUGGGACUCGUGUGGAAGCUGCCCGAGACCCGCGGCAUGCCCCAGCUGGACACCUUUGAGGAGCUGCUGGAGUGGCUGGCGCGGAGGAGCAGGAGGAGCAGCAAGAGGAGGGGGAGGGCGGACAGCCAUCAUGAUCGCUUACAGCAGCAGAGCCG
This is a messenger RNA of Astrephomene gubernaculifera, 468 nucleotides long. The record is from the annotation of a GenBank genome assembly. Lineage: Eukaryota; Viridiplantae; Chlorophyta; Chlorophyceae; Chlamydomonadales; Astrephomenaceae.